CUAUACAUAGGUAUCAGCACAUAAGGCAAAGAUAAUUCUUAUUGAUUGGUAACUGAAAGAUAAAUAUUUGUUGGGCCAAAUAAGUCCAAAUGAAUUUCUGCCUUACGUAAUAUGCUUUGUAAAGUCUGGGACAUGUAGUCCAGGAUCCUGUGACAUGGUUGAAGGAGCCAUGACAGUUUAUAAAAGUGUGGAGACAUAAUUAUUAAGUUAAUUUCAGUCAUGUAUCUUUCUUACGGUCUAUUUAGCAUGGUCGUUCAUGUAUUUACCUCCAUUUUGUUUUGUUUUUCAUAUUUUGUUUCUGUUAGGAGAGAACAUUGCAGUUAUUCUCUAAGCUAUUUGAAGAGAGUGACUAAAUGCACCUGGGUCAGGCUGUCUGUGGGUAUGAAGUGGUUGGGAGAAUCCAAGAACAUGGUGGUGAAUGGCAGGAGAAAUGGAGGCAAGUUGUCUAAUGACCAUCAGCAGAAUCAAUCAAAAUUACAGCACACGGGCAAGGAUACCCUGAAGACUGGCAGAAACACAGUGGAGAGGAGGUCAAGCAGAUGUAAUGGCAACUCAGGAUUUGAAGGACAGAGUCGCUACGUACCAUCUUCUGGAAUGUCUGCCAAGGAACUCUGUGAAAAUGACGACUUAGCAACUAGUUUGGUUCUUGAUCCUUAUUUAGGUUUUCAAACACACAAAAUGAAUACUAGCGCUUUUCCUUCGAGGAGCUCAAGGCAUUUUUCAAAGUCUGACGGUCUUUACAACAGCAACCCUGUGAGAUUCCGGCCUAUUAAGGGAAGGCAAGAAGAACUAAAGGAAGUAAUUGAACGUUUUAAGAAAGAUGAACACUUAGAGAAAGCCUUCAAAUGUUUGACGUCGGGUGAAUGGGCACGGCACUAUUUUCUCAACAAGAACAAAAUGCAGGAGAAAUUAUUCAAGGAACAUGUAUUUAUUUACUUGCGAAUGUUUGCAACUGACAGUGGAUUUGAAAUACUGCCUUGUAAUAGGUAUUCAUCAGAACAAAAUGGAGCCAAAAUAGUUGCAACAAAAGAGUGGAAACGAAAUGACAAAAUAGAAUUACUGGUGGGUUGUAUUGCGGAACUUUCAGAAAUUGAAGAGAAUAUGCUACUUAGACAUGGAGAAAACGACUUCAGUGUCAUGUAUUCCACAAGGAAAAACUGUGCUCAACUCUGGCUCGGCCCUGCUGCGUUUAUAAACCAUGAUUGCAGACCUAACUGUAAGUUUGUGUCAACUGGUCGUGAUACAGCGUGUGUGAAGGCUCUAAGAGAUAUUGAACCUGGAGAAGAAAUUUCUUGUUAUUACGGAGAUGGGUUUUUUGGAGAAAAUAAUGAGUUCUGUGAAUGUUACACUUGUGAAAGACGGGGAACUGGUGCUUUUAAAUCCCGAGUAGGACUGCCUGCGCCUGCGCCUGUUAUCAAUAGCAAAUAUGGACUCAGAGAGACAGAUAAACGCUUAAAUAGGCUUAAAAAGUUAGGUGACAGCAGCAAAAACUCAGACAGUCAGUCUGUCAGCUCUAACACUGACGCAGACACCACUCAGGGAAACAACCAUGCAACUGCUAACCGAAAACCUUCAGUUGGCCUAAAAAAGAACAGCAAGAACCGAACGCUGAGCAGGCAAUCCCUGUCGAGACUCCCGCCAGCUUCCAGCUCUACCUCACCUAAGCUCACUCACACGAACAAUCCCAGGGUACCAAAGACACCGAGGAAGCCGGCAAAGGCUUUACUCUCUAAGAUCAAACUGAGAAAUCACUGCAAGCGGCUGGAGCCUAAGAAUUCUUCAAGGAAACUCGAAAUGGGGAACUUAGUACUUAAAGAACCUAAAGUAGUCCUGUACAAAAAUCUGCCCAUUAAGAAAGAUAAGGAGGCGGAGGGACAGGCCCAGGCUGCAGCCGGGAGCGGGUGCUUGACCAGACACGCGGCCAGAGAACACAGGCAGAACCCUGGGCGAGGUGCUCACGCGCAGGACGACGAUUCGCCCUGCGCCUACAUAACCAGGCGCUCAGCGAGGACGAGGACGAGCCUGAAGGACGCCUCUGACAUCAAGCUGGAACCAAAUACAUUGGACGACUAUAAAAGCGGCGAGACGGAACCUUGUCCCAGCGGUGGCCAGCCGGCCAUCCCUGAGGUGCAGGAAGAGCUGGUUUGUGAGACAGCCCAGAAAGCAGAGGCAAAGUGCCCCAAGGGCACCCCUGGCCUGUCCAAAAAGAAGUCGCGGCAAGCCAAACUUGUGAAACAGUUUGCAAAGCUAGAGACGUCCCCUCCGGUGCGUGACUCCCCAAGGAGAGACGGCAUGCUGCCCGAUUUGCUGGGGCCCCAUCCUGACCAGGGCGAGCCCAGUGGCACGGCCGGGCUGCCCGUGAGCUACGCAGACUGCGCCCCUUCACCUGUGGUUGGUUGUCCCAUCGUCACAUCAGAUGGCUUCAAAACAAAAGACAGCUUUAGAACUGCGAAAAGUAAAAAGAAGAGGCGAAUCACCAGGUACGACGCACAGCUAAUCCUGGAGAAUAACUCCGGGAUCCCCAAACUGACUCUCCGGAGGCGCCACGACAGCAGCAGCAAGACCAACGACCAAGAGGGCGACGGCGUGAACGCCUCGAAAAUAAGCAUCAAGCUGAGCAAAGACCACGAGAAGGAUAGUAACCUCUACGUAGCAAAGCUUAACAAUGGAUUUAACUCAGGAUCAGGCAAUAGCUCCACAAAAUUGAAAAUCCAGCUAAAACGGGACGAGGAAGGCAGGGGGUCCUAUGCAGAGGGCCUUCACGAAAACGGGGUGUGCUGUAGUGACCCCCUUUCCCUCCUGGAGUCUCAGAUGGAAGUGGACGACUACAGCCAGUAUGAGGAGGAGAGUAGCGAUGACGCCUCGUCCUCCGAGGGCGAGGAGGGCGAGGACGGUUACGAGGACGACUUCGAGGACGAUUUCAUUCCCCUUCCCCCAGCCAAGCGCUUGCGGCUCAUCGUUGGCAAAGACUCCAUAGACAUUGACAUCUCUUCCAGGAGAAGAGAGGAUCAGUCUUUAAGGCUGAACGCGUGAGCUCUUGGCCUGGGGUAACUACGUUAGAGAAACUACGCAGCCUCGUGCGGGCAGCUCCUCGGUGACCCUUUUCACGGCAGCACUUCCUCGUGUUCACCUAGCAGCAUAAUACUGGAGAAAGUGCACAGUGGACCGACUCCUGAUUUGUGCACAUUUUUACCGUACUUUUUGAAUAGCCUUCUAAUACGUGCAAUUCUGAGUUCUGCGAUAAAUAAAGCCCUGGUGUAAAAUAAAGGUUCCGGCAAAAUUGUGCAGUGGUAGCAGCAUUCCACACAGGACCUUGAAACAAUAAUGUGGCGACACAAUUUGUUUGUUUUUUAACUUCAAGAGCAGCAGCUGGCUCUUUAAUAGAUGACUAAACAAUAAUUUAAAACGAAUCAUAGUAGCAGCAUAUUAAGGUUUUCGAGUAUAUGCUAAUAUCACCAGCAAUGAUCUUUGGCUUUUUGGUUUAUUUGCUAGAUGUCUCCCCCUUGGAGUUCUGUCGGUUUCUCACUGUUUGCUGGCCCAGGUGUGCUGUGCGUGGCCUUGUUACCUUAGCAGACAAACCACGGGGUGGGAGUCAGAUUGCCAAACAGGCCAGCUCCCCCUUCGUGCUUUGUGCGUCCGAGGUUAGCAGCGUGCAGGGUGAGUUUCCAAACUGCGUAUUUAUUGCUUGUCAUGUAAAUUAAAGACCUUGUAUUUAACACUUUUCCAUCCUUUUAGAUAAACUUGUUCUUUGCAAGAAUGAUUGGUGCUUAUUUUUCAAAACUUUGCUGUGAACAGAUGUGAUG
Molecule: messenger RNA, 3803 nt
Organism: Dipodomys ordii (Ord's kangaroo rat)
Lineage: Eukaryota; Metazoa; Chordata; Mammalia; Rodentia; Heteromyidae
Gene: Kmt5b
Product: suppressor of variegation 4-20 homolog 1 (Drosophila)
Exons: 10
Coding region: 220-3033 (937 amino acids)
Cellular component (GO): nucleus
Molecular function (GO): protein binding; histone H4K20 methyltransferase activity
Source: RefSeq, a predicted model, not a curated record